Messenger RNA from Paramuricea clavata, 426 nucleotides. The record is from the annotation of a GenBank genome assembly. NCBI's taxonomy places the organism in Eukaryota, Metazoa, Cnidaria, Anthozoa, Malacalcyonacea, Plexauridae.
AUGGAUGAUAUUUUAGAAAAAGAAGGAAACAAGCAAGUACUGGAAGGAUUCCUGGACUCGUCAGUAUUCCAACGAACAUUGGAAGAAGCACCGAUACUGUCAGAUGUCGAGUCACCGAGUGACACAGAGUCGAGAGUUAAUUUAGAGCAACAAAUGGGAGGAUUGCCGGUCACGGGAGAAUUCACACCAUCAUCGGAAGAGCUACCGCAACCAGCGAGAGGAUUGCCGGACAUGUCAGAACUCGCACCAUCAUUGGAAGAGCUACCGCAACCAGUGAGAGGAUUGCCGGACAUGUCAGAACUCGCACCAUCACUGGAAGAGCCACCGGCACUGUCACUCCUUCAGGCCUGGAAUCAAGCAGUCAAACAGAAAGUGAAUCCGAGUCUGAUGAAACCAUGGAAGGUGGCAGCAUGGGAGAGACAGUAG